Molecule: messenger RNA, 5176 nt
Organism: Lemur catta (Ring-tailed lemur)
Lineage: Eukaryota; Metazoa; Chordata; Mammalia; Primates; Lemuridae
Gene: DIP2B
Product: disco interacting protein 2 homolog B
Exons: 38
Coding region: 170-4903 (1577 amino acids)
Source: RefSeq, a predicted model, not a curated record
CCCUUGCUCAUGGCGGCGGCGACGGCGGCGGCGCUGGCGGCGGCAACGGCGGCGCUGGCGGCGCUGGGCGGACGGAGCCGGAUCCUGUAGCCGGGGUGUGGGCCCUCGUCAGUCCGUCCCUCCUUCAGCCCUCUCGCUAGUCUUCCGGAGUGUGGCUGGCGGAGCCGGGAUGGCGGAGCGAGGCCUGGAGCCGUCGCCGGCCGCGGUGGCGGCGUUGCCGCCCGAAGUGCGGGCGCAGCUGGCGGAGCUGGAGCUGGAGCUCUCAGAAGGGGAUAUCACACAGAAAGGAUAUGAAAAGAAACGGUCCAAACUUCUGUCUCCUUACAGCCCGCAGGCACAAGAAACUGAUCCAGCAGUACAGAAAGAACUUAGGAACCAGACACCUGCUCCAUCUGCAGCUCAAACUUCCGCUCCCUCUAAGUACCACCGAACUCGAUCUGGGGGAGCCAGGGAUGAACGAUAUCGAUCAGAUAUCCACACAGAAGCAGUUCAGGCUGCACUGGCAAAGCAUAAAGAACAGAAGAUGGCUUUGCCCAUGCCAACCAAAAGACGAUCCACAUUUGUCCAGUCUCCAGCAGAUGCCUGCACGCCUCCUGACACGUCUUCGGCCUCUGAGGAUGAGGGCUCUCUGAGACGCCAAGCUGCGCUCUCUGCUGCCUUGCAACAGAGCUUACAGAAUGCUGAGUCCUGGAUCAACCGUUCAAUUCAGGGAUCGUCCACUUCUUCAUCCGCAUCUUCUACGCUGUCCCAUGGAGAGGUCAAAGGAACCAGUGGGUCUCUAGCUGAUGUAUUUGCCAAUACUCGAAUAGAGAAUUUCUCUGCUCCCCCUGAUGUCACUACAACUACCUCUUCCUCCUCCUCAUCUUCCUCAAUACGCCCAGCUAAUAUUGACCUACCCCCCUCGGGUAUAGUUAAAGGCAUGCACAAAGGAUCUAACAGGUCCAGCCUUAUGGAUACGGCUGAUGGUGUUCCUGUCAAUAGCAGAGUAUCCACAAAAAUCCAGCAACUGCUCAACACUCUGAAACGACCCAAAAGGCCUCCCUUAAAAGAAUUUUUUGUGGAUGACUCUGAAGAAAUUGUAGAAGGUAUACCUCAGCCAGACCCCAACCAGCCCAAGCCUGAGGGACGGCAGAUGACCCCUGUGAAGGGAGAGCCUUUGGGAGUCAUCUGUAACUGGCCUCCUGCUCUUGAGUCUGCCCUGCAGCGCUGGGGUACCACUCAAGCAAAAUGCUCCUGCCUGACUGCACUGGAUGUGACAGGGAAACCAGUUUACACUCUUACAUACGGAAAGUUGUGGAGCAGAAGUUUAAAGUUGGCCUACACACUGCUUAAUAAACUGGGGACCAAAAAUGAACCUGUGUUAAAACCUGGAGACAGGGUAGCCCUGGUUUACCCCAACAAUGAUCCAGUCAUGUUUAUGGUGGCUUUUUAUGGAUGUCUCCUGGCAGAAGUGAUUCCAGUGCCUAUAGAGGUACCUCUUACCAGAAAGGAUGCUGGAGGUCAGCAGAUUGGCUUCUUGCUAGGAAGCUGUGGUAUUGCCUUAGCUCUUACCAGUGAAGUUUGUCUAAAGGGACUGCCAAAAACCCAGAAUGGAGAAAUUGUACAGUUUAAAGGUUGGCCCCGGCUCAAAUGGGUUGUAACAGAUUCCAAGUACCUUUCAAAGCCACCUAAAGACUGGCAGCCACACAUCUCACCUGCAGGUACAGAACCAGCAUACAUCGAGUACAAAACAAGCAAAGAAGGGAGUGUAAUGGGAGUUACAGUGUCCCGGCUUGCAAUGUUGUCUCACUGCCAAGCUCUGUCACAGGCCUGCAAUUAUUCUGAAGGGGAAACAGUAGUAAAUGUUUUAGACUUUAAGAAGGAUGCUGGGCUGUGGCAUGGCAUGUUUGCGAAUGUAAUGAAUAAGAUGCACACAAUUAGUGUGCCCUACUCUGUCAUGAAAACCUGCCCUCUCUCUUGGGUCCAGAGAGUACAUGCCCACAAAGCCAAGGUGGCUUUAGUAAAGUGUCGAGAUCUGCACUGGGCUAUGAUGGCACAUCGGGACCAAAGGGACGUGAGCUUGAGCUCCCUCCGAAUGUUAAUUGUGACUGAUGGAGCUAAUCCCUGGUCUGUGUCAUCCUGUGAUGCCUUCCUGAGUCUGUUCCAAAGCCAUGGACUGAAACCAGAGGCCAUCUGUCCGUGUGCUACGUCUGCUGAAGCCAUGACUGUAGCAAUCCGCAGGCCUGGAGUUCCAGGGGCCCCUUUGCCAGGAAGAGCUAUUCUCUCAAUGAAUGGAUUGAGCUAUGGGGUGAUACGGGUCAAUACUGAAGAUAAAAAUUCAGCACUGACGGUCCAGGAUGUGGGGCAUGUAAUGCCUGGUGGGAUGAUGUGCAUUGUGAAACCAGAUGGACCGCCCCAGCUCUGCAAAACAGAUGAAAUUGGAGAAAUCUGUGUUAGCUCUAGAACUGGAGGCAUGAUGUACUUUGGGCUUGCUGGUGUGACAAAAAAUACAUUUGAGGUGAUACCAGUGACUUCUGCAGGUUCUCCUGUUGGGGACGUGCCAUUCAUCCGGUCAGGAUUGCUGGGGUUUGUAGGGCCAGGUAGUUUGGUGUUCGUGGUUGGAAAAAUGGAUGGGUUACUGAUGGUUAGCGGUCGAAGACAUAAUGCUGAUGACAUUGUUGCUACUGGAUUGGCUGUUGAGUCAAUAAAGACUGUUUAUAGAGGAAGAAUUGCUGUGUUUUCUGUGUCUGUAUUUUAUGAUGAGCGCAUUGUGGUGGUUGCGGAACAAAGACCCGAUGCUUCUGAGGAAGAUAGCUUCCAGUGGAUGAGCCGUGUGCUGCAGGCAAUCGAUAGCAUUCAUCAAGUGGGGGUUUAUUGUCUUGCUCUGGUGCCUGCCAAUACAUUGCCAAAAACUCCACUAGGAGGGAUCCAUAUAUCUCAGACGAAACAGCUGUUUCUGGAGGGAUCUCUACAUCCUUGCAAUAUCCUCAUGUGCCCACAUACAUGUGUGACAAAUUUGCCAAAACCCCGGCAGAAGCAACCAGGUGUAGGCCCUGCUUCCGUGAUGGUUGGGAAUCUGGUUGCUGGAAAGCGCAUAGCACAAGCUGCUGGAAGGGAUCUGGGGCAAAUUGAAGAGAAUGAUUUGGUGAGGAAGCACCAGUUUCUGGCGGAGAUUUUACAGUGGCGAGCCCAGGCAACUCCUGACCAUGUACUCUUCAUGCUGUUAAAUGCCAAGGGAACUACUGUGUGCACAGCCAGCUGCCUUCAGCUUCAUAAGCGAGCAGAGAGGAUUGCAUCAGUUCUUGGUGAAAAGGGACAUCUAAAUGCAGGAGACAAUGUGGUGUUGCUCUAUCCACCUGGCAUUGAGUUAAUUGCCGCCUUCUAUGGCUGCCUAUAUGCGGGGUGCAUACCAGUGACCGUCCGACCUCCUCACGCUCAGAACCUUACUGCCACGUUACCCACUGUGCGUAUGAUUGUCGAUGUCAGCAAAGCAGCCUGUAUUCUCACCACUCAGACCCUAAUGAGGCUACUGAGAUCUCGAGAGGCAGCAGCAGCUGUGGAUGUGAAAACCUGGCCAACCAUCAUUGACACAGAUGAUUUACCCAGGAAAAGGUUACCUCAGCUAUAUAAACCACCUACUCCUGAGAUGCUGGCAUAUCUUGAUUUUAGUGUUUCCACAACUGGCAUGCUUACAGGAGUGAAGAUGUCCCACUCUGCGGUUAAUGCUCUCUGCAGAGCCAUCAAGCUCCAGUGUGAGUUGUAUUCUUCUCGGCAGAUCGCCAUCUGCCUUGACCCUUACUGUGGACUUGGCUUUGCACUCUGGUGUCUCUGCAGCGUCUAUUCGGGUCACCAGUCCAUCUUAAUUCCUCCUAUGGAGUUAGAAAACAACCUUUUCCUCUGGCUCACCACCGUCAACCAGUAUAAAAUAAGGGACACUUUCUGCUCCUAUUCAGUAAUGGAGCUUUGCACUAAAGGACUUGGCAACCAAGUGGAGGUGCUAAAGACCAGAGGGAUCAACCUCUCGUGCAUCCGGACCUGCGUGGUGGUGGCAGAGGAGCGGCCCCGCAUUGCCCUCCAGCAGUCCUUCUCCAAGCUCUUCAAGGACAUCGGGCUGUCCCCUCGGGCUGUCAGCACCACAUUUGGAUCAAGAGUCAAUGUGGCAAUAUGUUUACAGGGAACCUCAGGGCCUGAUCCGACUACUGUGUAUGUAGAUCUGAAAUCAUUAAGACAUGACAGGGUUCGUCUUGUGGAACGGGGUGCCCCCCAGAGUUUGCUCCUCUCAGAGUCUGGAAAGAUUUUACCUGGAGUGAAAGUGGUUAUUGUGAAUCCUGAGACCAAAGGGCCUGUUGGAGACUCUCACCUUGGAGAGAUUUGGGUGAACAGUCCCCAUACAGCCAGUGGCUACUACACCAUCUAUGACAGUGAGACUCUUCAAGCUGAUCACUUCAACACUCGCCUCAGCUUUGGGGAUGCUGCUCAGACACUCUGGGCUCGGACAGGAUACCUAGGCUUCGUGCGCCGGACAGAGCUCACGGCGGCCACUGGAGAGCGUCAUGACGCAUUAUAUGUGGUGGGAGCUCUGGAUGAAACGCUGGAGCUGAGAGGACUGCGAUACCACCCAAUCGAUAUUGAGACCUCAGUGUCUCGGAUCCACAGAAGCAUUGCCGAAUGUGCUGUGUUCACAUGGACCAACUUGCUUGUGGUGGUUGUGGAACUGUGUGGCUCUGAACAGGAAGCUCUGGAUCUGGUCCCGUUAGUGACCAACGUGGUCCUGGAGGAGCAUUACCUCAUAGUUGGCGUCGUGGUUGUGGUGGACCCAGGUGUCAUCCCGAUCAACUCCAGAGGAGAGAAGCAGAGGAUGCACCUCCGUGACAGCUUCCUAGCUGACCAGUUAGACCCCAUCUAUGUGGCUUAUAACAUGUAGCCAGCCUUGGGGGGACUGCAGGGCCAUCCUGAAGAAUCACCAAGACUGAAGACCCGUGGCUAGGCGCAAGCUUUUAAAUGAUGUGAAAUAAGCUGAGAUGGCUACAUUAUAUUCUUCAUCUCAUCCUGUGGGAUUCUGCAAUCACACAACACACAGGAAAGGGGAAUUCUGUGGUGGCAAAUGAAAAAAAUGUUAACAGGCCAGUAGACAUGAGCUUUGACAUAGCGUGAGCAGCACCACAUGAAAGCAGUUACGCGCAUGUUGCAUUUUUUU